Messenger RNA from Populus nigra (black poplar), 1751 nucleotides. RefSeq lists its product as uncharacterized. The transcript has 10 exons. The coding region runs from base 152 to 1372 and encodes 406 amino acids. Gene Ontology annotation, biological process: attachment of GPI anchor to protein; protein localization to cell surface; proteolysis. The record is from RefSeq and is a predicted model, not a curated record. Gene Ontology annotation, cellular component: GPI-anchor transamidase complex. NCBI's taxonomy places the organism in Eukaryota, Viridiplantae, Streptophyta, Magnoliopsida, Malpighiales, Salicaceae. Gene Ontology annotation, molecular function: GPI-anchor transamidase activity.
UCAAACAAUUGGUUGUUUGAUCUGCACAAGGCAUUUCACGGUCCCUUGUGUGUGAGAGAGAGAGAGAGGGAGGGAGGGGAGUAGCCUGUAGUUUAGAAUCAAGAAAAAACAAAUCUUUGAGAAGUUGCCAAGAUUGAGUUUUUGUUUGUGUAUGAUGAUGGGGUUCAAGAUUUACAGUUUGUUCAGUUUUAAAAUGUCUAUAUUUCUGUUUUUGUUUCUUAACAAUGCAAUUGCAUACAGUUCUCAUUCUUCUUCAGCUGACACCACUAUGCAUACUAACAACUGGGCUGUCUUGGUUUGCACUUCUCGUUUCUGGUUUAAUUAUCGGCACAUGGCUAACACUUUGUCAUUGUAUAGGACAGUUAAGCGAUUAGGUAUACCUGAUGAGAGGAUAAUACUGAUGUUGGCAGAUGAUAUGGCUUGUAAUGCUAGGAACAAGUACCCUGCACAAGUCUUCAACAAUGAAAACCAUAGACUUAACUUAUAUGGAGACAAUGUGGAGGUGGACUAUCGAGGUUAUGAAGUAACAGUUGAAAAUUUUUUACGUGUUCUGACUGGCCGCCAUGAAACUGCUGUUCCAAGAUCAAAGCGACUCUUAAGUGAUGAAGGAAGCCACAUUCUUCUGUACAUGACAGGGCAUGGAGGAGAUGAAUUCUUAAAAUUCCAGGACUCCGAAGAGCUCCAGAGUCAUGAUUUAGCUGAUGCUGUAAAGCAAAUGAAGGAGAAACGUAGAUUCAAGGAAUUGCUGAUAAUGGUGGACACUUGUCAAGCUGCCACUCUAUUCAAUCAGCUCCAUUCACCUGGUGUUUUGGCCAUUGGCAGUAGCAUGAAAGGAGAGAACUCGUACUCACAUCACUUGGACUCUGAUGUUGGUGUUUCUGUUGUGGAUCGUUUUACAUUCUAUACACUUGCCUUUUUUGAGAGGCUAAAUAUGUAUGACAACGCUUCAUUGAGCAGUCUUUUUACUUCAUAUGAUCCAAAUACAUUGAUGUCAACUGCAUAUUACCGAACAGAUUUAUACCGACGACAUUUGGAUGAGGUACCUGUAACGAACUUUUUUGGCUCAGUAAUGGAAACAAUACAUACAGAUUCUGCCUAUAGAGCUGUCACUAGGAAAAUGUCCAAAAGGGCUGGAAUCAAUAUGGCUGUUGAAAAAUCAGUUCAACAUGAUGAUAGAAGAACUUUGAUAGAUUCAAAUGUUCAGGACCCAACUAGUCAUAUAAAGACAAAGGAUCAAAAUUGCCCCUUUACACGGACAAUGAACACAUUUUUUGACAAGGUGGAAAGAAUUGAACAUCCUGACUCCUUGGUGAAUUACGGAUUGAUAUUGAUGCUUCCUCUUUUGAUGGUUUCUGUGUGGUUAUCAUCGUGAACGACUGGAGUACCUUGUUCUGUUGAUCAUCUCCAUCCAGGAAUUUCUUCUGCGUAUCAAAAUUUAUUUACUUCCCCAUGCUUGAUCAAUUAUCAUGUUUUUUGUUGCAAUUUUGAUCCCACAUGUAGUGGAGCGCUCCUUUGGCUUGAUCGAUGACUCUGCCUUUCUUUGUAACUGAAUCUUUGGGAAGGGGCAACAGUUGACCAAUGUAUAGUUCGACAUUGGAUUAAAGAACGUUACGGGAUUUUCCUAGAAAUAUAGGGCAUUCAGUACCCUAUCUGGACAUCAUCUUUUGACGUAUUUUCAGUUUUUACUGUGCACGUAGUCCAUUGUAAAACCAAGUAUAUUCAGUUUUUUACAAUGAACAUUGUCCAUGCAA